Messenger RNA from Fibroporia radiculosa, 354 nucleotides. RefSeq lists its product as uncharacterized. The record is from RefSeq and is a predicted model, not a curated record. NCBI's taxonomy places the organism in Eukaryota, Fungi, Basidiomycota, Agaricomycetes, Polyporales, Fibroporiaceae. The transcript is spliced from 2 exons. Bases 1 to 354 code for a protein of 117 amino acids.
AUGUUUCACAGGGGCUUUGCGACGCACAAUGAGCGGCCAAGGCGGCCAGGCGGCUGGCGAAUGCAGCCUUACCCACAUUUCACUGCGGCCUGCGAGGUGGCAUUCGAUGCACGCCCUGCCAUGGCAGACGAACUGCUGGCGGUGCAGACCUCCUUCCUACGCCGGAUGCUGGGCCUCAACACGCGAUCAAUGUUGGUGGUGCUCUACUCCGAGACGGGUCUCUGGUCGUUGAAGUACAGGCGCGUCGCCCUCGGCUUGCGCUAUCUCCUGUACGUGCUGGAGAAGCGUCCUGCCCUCCCGUACGCUGCCCCUGCGGAGGUGCGUGCGCUGGCAUUGGAGGGACAGCCCUCGUAG